AUGAGAUCGAUCCAAGUCAAAGUGGAAAAGACAACUUAUGCCCAUAAAAAGAUGGCCUAUAAAACGGACGGAACGGUCGAAAUAAUUUCCAUUAAUCAAUCCACAUAUCCUACUAAACCCAAACACAACACAAAGACAAUGGUCAAAGCAAUUACAGUUCAUAAACACGGUGGCCCUGAGGUCUUGAAAUGGGAAGACAUACAAGUCCGAGUUCCAAAAGAGGGAGAGAUCAGGUUGAAGCAAAAGGCAAUUGGUCUAAAUUUUUUGGAUGUGUAUAUGCGUCAAGGUCUGCACAAUCGUGCUCCACCCUUGCCAUAUAUUCCAGGCAUGGAAGGCGCUGGAGUUAUAACAGCUGUAGGUCCAGGAGUAACAAGCUGCAAAGUUGGAGAUGUUGUAGCGUACGCUAGCUUGCAGGUCGGUUCUUAUGCCCAAGAGAGAAUACUUCGGGCAGAUCAAGUAGUGCCUGUUCCUUCUUCUGUUGAUCCCGUUGAAGCAGCUGCCGUCAUUUUCAAAGGACUCACUGCACAUGUAUUGCUGCAUAAAGGCUUUAAGGUUGAACGUGGACAUACGAUCCUGGUACAUGCAGCAGCAGGUGGGGUCGGAAAUUUAGUUUGUCAAUGGGCGAGUGCGAUUGGAGCCACGGUUAUCGGAACAGUGUCGACUAAGCAGAAGGCUUUACAGGCCAAAGAAGAUGGAUGUCACCAUGUGAUUCUUCUCAAAGAUGAGAACUUUGUGGAUUGUGUGAUGGAGAUAACAUCGGGCAAAGGGGUGGAAGUAGUCUACGAUUCUGUUGGGAAAGACACCUUUGAUGGAUCAAUAGCUUGCUUAAAGAAACGUGGAUACAUGGUGCUUUUCGGGAUGGCGUCAGGUGAACCACAACCGUUGUCUGUUGCUCAACUUGCGUCCAAAUCCUUCUACUAUACGUUUUCAUCAGUUGGGGAAUACACAGAAGAUAAUCGAGAGGAGUUGCUUUUAGCUGCUGAAGAGUUGUUUGAUAAUGUUGCAAGGGGUGUGUUGAGGGUUCGUGUUAAUCACAAGUAUCUUCUGUCUCAAGCAAGCCAAGCUCAUAUUGCUAUUGAGAGUCGAAAAACAUCGGGUUCGGUUGUCUUAAUCCCAGACGAGGAGUGAUAUCAAGU
Molecule: messenger RNA, 1136 nt
Organism: Lactuca saligna
Lineage: Eukaryota; Viridiplantae; Streptophyta; Magnoliopsida; Asterales; Asteraceae
Source: the annotation of a GenBank genome assembly